AUGAACUCAAUUGAUUACGACCCUAGAACGCAUUUGAAUGAAAUCUUCAGCUCUCCCGGUGCACUUGAGGAGUUACCUCAAUUGUUGAAUCAUACUUCGAAAUACAAACAACAAGUGACAAAUGAGGUUAAUGAAUCGAUUGCUCAGUACCAGAGGGUAGACUUGGCUGGUGACAUAACCAAUCUUGUGAAUACAGUUAAAGAGGUGAAAAUAGGAUCCCAGUCAACCAAAGAAUCAAUUACUGAAAUGACUAGUUCUAUACAAAAGUUGGAUUAUUACAAGAAGAACUUAGUGGCGUCGAUGACUGUGUUGAAGAGAUUGCAAAUGUUGAUCAACGUAAACAAUACAUUGAGUACUAUUUUACCAACACAUAAUUACAAGGAAAUCUACCAACUACUUGGUGUUAUGAAGGAGUUAUUACUGUUUUUCCAACCAUACAAGUCGAUUGAUGAGAUUAACCAGAUCAAUCUUAAGAUAGUACACACCCAGAAUAAGUUGAUUGAUGAUAUUUUCAUGGACUUUGAGGAGUUUCACAACAAAGACGAAGAGCAACUUUUAUAUGGUGCUCAAAUCUUGGAGUUGAUUGAUGUAAAGUAUAAGGAAAAGUUGUUGUCUUGGUUUUACAAUUCUCAAUUGCGUGAUUUGAAAGAGGUUUUUAGUGGAGAAGCCGGGUCUUUGGAUAACUUGAACAGGCGGUUUAUUUAUUUUAAGAAUAUUCUAAAACAGGUCCAACAAUACAAGAUUUUCCCAUGGGAUGUAUCGAAAGAGAUUGUUCAAGAGUUUUGUAAAAUGACCAAACUGGACAUAUCAAAGUUGUUGUAUAAUUCCAAAGUCGAAUCAAAGAGUCUUUUGGAUAACUUGACUACUACGUUAGAGUUUGAGAAAUCGUUAAAUUUGACUAAUGAAAUAUCCCUGGCAUUUGAGCCAUACUUAUCCAUCUGGGUGCAUGAACAAGAUAAAUACUUGAAUUCGAAGAUCCUUGAGUUUUCUGCCGUAUCGCAAUUGCCACCAGAACUCAAAGACUCGUCAUCAGAUGUUCCAAACAUUGCUGUGUCGUCUACUGAGUUGUUCAAGAUUUUUAAUCGGUUGUUGGCUCAUAUUUCAAAACUUACUGAUGGGGACACGAUAGUUGAUUUGGCAAAAUUGUUCAAUAGGUACUUGCUAGAGUAUAACAACCGUAUAUUAUUACCUAUACUUUCAACUGAUGACUAUAGUAACGAGUCCUUGAAAUAUUUCACCAUGUUGUUGAACACUGGUGAUUAUAUUAUUGGAAACAUUGAUGAGUUGUACGAGAGAAUCCAGAAAUUGACAAAAAACACCAUUCCUCAGUUUAACACUGACGUGUUUUACCAGUUGAUAAACAAAAGCAUCUCGAGUUUGUUGAUGAAAAUGUCCACCGAUUAUAAACCAUGUUGGAGAGAAUUUUUCAAUAUUGCCUGGGAGCAUUUAGACUCAGUGAAUGAUAUAUCUUCAUACAUGAAUGAUUUAAAAACAAAAACAGCCGAUAACUUAAAGAUCAUUCUUCCGUUGAUUAUCCGUGACAGUUAUGUGCGUAAUUUUUGUGAUAAACUUGUUGAAUUAUUGGUAACAACCAUUGCAAACAAUUUGAAGUUUGUAAAACCAUUACAAGCAUCCAGCGUGGAGCAAAUAUCCAUGGAUGUUUAUUCAUUGAAAGAGUUGGCGUUGAAAUUCCCGUUGUAUUCUGCAAAAGAGGUAUCCAAGUCAUAUGUCAAGUUUGUCAAUAGUCAUUUCCAUGAUUUAGAAUCCUUGUUGAAGCUUCUCAUGGUACCUAUUGUUCCUGUGGAGAACAUAAUUGAAAGUUAUUUUGAAUUAAUUGGGGACAAGUCGAUUAGUAAUUUUGUCAAGGUGUUGAAUCUAAAGAAUGUAGACAAGACGGACCAUCACAAAUACGUGGAGAAUUUUAAAUUACAAUUAUCGAUCGACGAUGGGGCAGUGACAAGUUGUAGUUUGUUACAGAAUUUAGAAGACGAAGAGGAUUUAUCUCGAGCAGCUACCCCAGAGGUUAAACUUAAUGAAAAAUUCGAGAGUCAUGUAAACAAGAUUAACGAGAACUUUAAAAAUUUCGGCAAGUUUUUCCGCAAAGAUGAGUAG
This is a messenger RNA of Candida tropicalis MYA-3404, 2112 nucleotides long. It is a transcript of the gene VPS53, whose product is annotated as Vps53p. Gene Ontology annotation, biological process: retrograde transport, endosome to Golgi. The record is from RefSeq and is a predicted model, not a curated record. NCBI's taxonomy places the organism in Eukaryota, Fungi, Ascomycota, Pichiomycetes, Serinales, Debaryomycetaceae. Bases 1 to 2112 code for a protein of 703 amino acids. The transcript has a single exon. Gene Ontology annotation, cellular component: GARP complex.